AUCUCCAUCAAAAUGAAAAAUAAACAUUAGCGUUAUGAGACGGAAAUAGGUGGUCGUAGCUAUGUUAUCAAAAAUGGUGAAUUCAAGCGUCUACGGAAUUUUGUUGAAUAAAAUAUUUUCGGGCAAAUUCUUCUCAUUUAGAACUCGCAAUCUCCUUGUCAGACAGAGUUGUGUAUUCUAAAGAACAAAUCUUUUUUUGCUUGAAGCUACAGAACUUUGAAAAUUUCGAAAGGCUUUUUCAAGGAAGAAAGCUCAUGCACGAUGGACCAAGAACAAGAUGAGGAAUAUAUAGACAAAUCGUCUGAAGUGGGUAAACUCAUUAUCAGAAUUAAUCAAUUGGAAAGAAGACCUUGCUUAGAUAAUUCCCUUGGAGAGAUAUUGGAAUCAUUCCUACAAUCACUCGUUAGGUCAGAAGAUUUCUUGAGAAAUGGUAUAUUCAGAAUCAAUUUUGCUGAAUCGGCCCUACUUCUGCAAAGUUCUGCUUCAAUAUAUAGUAGAAAAGUAGAUCUUCUAUGGGAUAUGAUAAAUGAAUGUCAGAAGCGCUUGGUAUCAUUCAAAACAGAAGAGAAUGAAAAGGAACUCAAAAGAAUAGAAGAAAGAGAGGCAAAAUAUAAGAGAAGAAGGAGACAGUUAGAUAUAUCCAGAAAUAAGGAUGUACAUGUUGAGAAAUCAAAAUCUUUUCACAUAGAUUGGGAGGAAGUGAAUGAUUUUCAGCACUUGCACUUGGAGAAAGAUUCCAAAUUAUAUUCAGAAUGGUUCAAAAAAAUGGUUUUCAAGUGGGACUCGCAACCUACACCAAAAAGCAACAGAAGUCUUGCUGAUAAACAAGUACAGUUUCGAAGCCUUGAAAAUGCUAUCUUUGAUCAAGACCAGGAUGAUGAAUUCGUUGUUCACACUUCGAAAUUGGAAUCAGUAAUUGCAUUAGAAGAAUUGCUCCUGCCUAAACCGACAUUCACUGAUUUUUCAUAUAAACUGUAUAGUGAAUUAUACUUGAUACCCAAGUUCCUUCAGGAAAAUCAACUCAGUUAUAAAGAUCUUGAAAUGCAUUCAAUAGAAGUGGAAAAAUACUUAGAGAAGUACAAGGAUCAACAUUUUUCAGAACGCAUAUAUGAUGAGAGUUACGACAACAAUUUCAUAAUCGACAAAAACAGUCCACAAAAAUUGAGGAGAAUAAGUGUAUCUUCUACAAGUGUUUCUAAACUCCCAGAUUUUGAUAAUAUAGAUAAUAUUCAAGUGAAAAAAUGCCAGGUAAAUUUGUUGAGAUUGUCGGUUGUUGACUUGAGUAGAUUGUCUGCAUCUGUUGAUGAACUAAAAAGGUACUGCAGUGAGGGAGAAUGUUUUAAAUUGCAAAAUUUUCAGGAGAACUUCUCAACCGAUAGUUCUACUGAUUCAUCACCUCAUGUAACGGGAGAGGUAAAUGUAGAAACUAACAUUUUUUCUGCAGAUAGAUCAUCAGAAUCUUUAGACUGUGAAAAUGAUAAUACAUCAUAUGAAAAUGUGGCUUCGUCUUCACAUAAUGUUCCAACUGAUCAGAUAACAGAGCAGAUACCAAUUGACAAAUCGGCAGAUACAUCCUUGAAGUCCGUGGCUAGUGAUUCUGAUGUAUUGGAUGAAACUAGAAAAAUUGUGAAUAGGACUAAAUCUGUGGCAAUUAAAACCAGGAGAACAAGGGAAAAAAUAGAACACUAUGAGAUUCCAGAGAAGAGAAGAAGAUUAUCCAAAGCAGCCCUUAAAAAAUUGGCAACUGGUAUUACCGUUGAUUUGGAAAAGUUCAACUCGUUCUUUGCAAAUCAUUAUCAACCUGAAGAAGGAGAAGGUCAAGUGGAAAUACAAGAGUUCUCUUUCGACGAUCCAAUUGAUUCCAGCAGUAGAAUAGGCAUGGAUGAUGAGCCUCUAUCACAACUUUCCGACCAUCCGAUACUUUCCACGCAGGACAGUGGUUAUGAAUCUCAUUUUCAAGACAAUGAUACAAGCAUUGAUAAUUUUAUUUCACCUACAUGUGAAUUAGAUAAGGUUUUAACAGAGGCGCCUUUAACACAAGAAGCAUCUAUAUCAGAAGAUUGCCCAAUGAUGCCAAACGAACCCCCAAGAGAAAAAACAGCCAUAUCAGAAGAUUGUACAGAUAAUGAAGAGGUACCUUUGUAUCAAAGGGUGUAUGAAUGGAAGCAAUACAUGUCCGACAAGUUCAAAAACUUGAAAACCGCAGAUUUCAAUAUUCAUGAGUAUGGUUCAAAUAUCAUGGAGAACUUCGAAGAAGGUCGUCCACAGAAGUUCAGUAAUAUAGUUAGAGGAAAAUCGGCAGCGGAAGUCACCCGAUAUUUUAUUUCUGCCUUGCAGCUGGCCAACACCAGUAACGUGGAGAUCCAAGGUGUACAAAGUGGUAAACUAUCGAAUGAGACAUUCGAAUUGAAGUUGAUCAGCAAGGAACGAUACUAUGAUCGUUUGAAAGAUUACAUGGCUCCGUCUGAACAAGACUAUCAUAAGCGAUUGAGCACCGCACACAGAAUAAGUAAAAAACGUUCAGUUCCCGGUUUCGGCAAAUCCAGUGAACCUAAAUAUAGUAAACUUAAGUAGAGUUAAUUUAUAUUUUUCAAAUUGAAGAGGGAAUUAUUUUUAUUACUGUUGAUGUUUUCAAAGUUUGCAUUUAGUUUAUAUGUCUUAAGUGAAAAAUAAAAGCAGUGAGUAGUGAACCAGAUGAAAAUGUAGAAAAAGGACACAAUAUUCAUUGUUGUGUCCCUUUUCUUUCUCGAAGCUCGGCUUCUCUUCAUGCUCAGUAUUUAAAGAACUUGUUUGACAUUUUUUUUCAAAAUCAAUGGAAUGUUGAUGUUAGGCUUGUUUGUUUCUUCGUUUUAACAUCCAUUAAUAUAGGUUACCUAACGUGGAGAUGAAUUCAGGUGAUGAUAACUAGUUGUUUUAAUAUUGAGCUAUAUGGGUUGAAAAUUGUUUGAUCCACUUCUCUUUGAUUGUAAUGUUCUACUUAUGGACUUUAUAAUUUUUUCAGAAUUUGUAUUCUAUCAGUGUUUUUAUUCGAUAUUUUCUAAGGUAAAUUGAGAUUAAAUGGAUGACCUAAUAGAUACUGUCUCCAAGGAAAUAUUGAGUAAAGUUUCAGAUAGUGGUUAAUCUUUUUUAGUCCAAGAUGCACUGUGAUAAGUAAAAUGUA
This is a messenger RNA of Coccinella septempunctata (seven-spotted ladybird), 3160 nucleotides long. RefSeq lists its product as uncharacterized. Gene Ontology annotation, cellular component: nucleus; condensin complex. Gene Ontology annotation, biological process: meiotic chromosome condensation; mitotic sister chromatid separation. The record is from RefSeq and is a predicted model, not a curated record. The coding region runs from base 262 to 2574 and encodes 770 amino acids. Lineage: Eukaryota; Metazoa; Arthropoda; Insecta; Coleoptera; Coccinellidae. The transcript is spliced from 5 exons. Gene Ontology annotation, molecular function: chromatin binding.